AUGAUCAUCUGUGUGCGUCUUCCGCACGAGGACGAGCGAGCCGAGAAGUUUUCAAGUUCAACAGAUAGAGAUAUGCUUUGCAUUCUAGGAUUUCCUAACAAUAUGCGACCACAGGCUUUCUUCUGUGUUGUAGUUGUAUCGCUCAUGAUAAUGAUUUUAAGAAGCGCACGCUCGCGUCGCUCAGUUUCUUGAGCAGAGGAUCCCUGUUGUGUUUCUGUGCCCUUCUUUAGACAGGGGCAGCACCAGUAGCACCCGAUAAGCCGGAUGCCGGAGCGCAAUCAUAAUUGAUUUUAUUAGGUAAAAUUAAUAACUAACAGGGAUAUUAUCACACCAGCAAAAAAAAACAAAUUGUUCUUUUUUGUUGUGAUGUGUUGGAGCUGCAGCUGUGCAGCGGUUUAAGAAGACUGGGAAGAACGAAGCAGCGCCAUAAGAUGAAUGAAACUGUUGAAAGAAUACCCUCACACGAAGAGAAAAUGAUCCUCGCUUUCGUUAUUUACUUGUAACCGUGAAAAAAAUAAAAAGCGUAAGCGUAAGCGAAAAGAAUGAAUGUGAUUCCAUGAUGCAGCCGUCAGCCACAAGCACAAUCGCCAUCAUCUGUGAUAGCGCAGAAGUUUGCACAAGAAGCUAGAUCAU
Molecule: messenger RNA, 633 nt
Organism: Amoebophrya sp. A120
Lineage: Eukaryota; Dinophyceae; Syndiniales; Amoebophryaceae
Source: the annotation of a GenBank genome assembly